Messenger RNA from Linum tenue, 2675 nucleotides. Lineage: Eukaryota; Viridiplantae; Streptophyta; Magnoliopsida; Malpighiales; Linaceae. The record is from the annotation of a GenBank genome assembly.
CUGUUGUUCACUUGAUCCUCUAAAACAGAUUUAUAUAUACCAUCAUCACCUUCAAUUUCACCACUACCCACCAUUUCUUCCUCUUCUUCUUCUUCUUCAGCUGCUUCCUUCCUUUCUUUCUUCACCUACUGUACGAAUCUCUGCCUUUUCAGCCCAUCCAGAGGCCAAACUUCUUUUCCCCACUCUGUUUCUCUGCCCCGCCAAACUCAUUACAAGCAACUCAGCAGCACUUCCUUUUUGCCCUCGCUGUUCUUAUCUGUACGCCCUCUCUAUCUCCUUCAAUCAACAACCGGGCCUGACCCCGCCUUUUUCCUGUCCAAAGUUCUGGGUUUGCCAUAUUCAAUUAUGGGUUCUUUGAGUUCUGGGGUUAAUAAAGAGGUGCUCUUUUUGGAUUCCUAGCGAAGGAAGUAAUUUGGAGAAGAAAGGGUAGGUAUGUUUUAGAAAGUAGCUCCACUUUGGCACUAUCCGUAAUCCCGUCGUGAUUUGCAACUAUUUUAUGACCACCUUUAUGGUGGUUGAUUGAAGAUGCUGUUGAGUGGAAGAAAAAGAGGAUAUAAAGCAAAUAGAGAGUAGCAUCUGGUUCACUACAGUCUGUCUCUCUCUCUUGGCUUGAAAAGCUUCUGAAUUCCACUGUUGUAGGAGGUGGGCUCAUUGGAUUUGAUCUCCAGCUAUUGGAUUUAAGGAGUUUUGAGAAGUUUCGUACUUCGGGCUUUAGGGAGCUUAAUAGGUCAUCCAUAAUGAAUCAACCUAAAGUGAAGCGUAGAGUGGGCAAGUAUGAGGUGGGAAGAACUAUUGGUGAAGGAACAUUUGCAAAGGUGAAGUUUGCAAGGAAUUCAGAGACAGGGGAACCUGUGGCUCUGAAAAUACUUGAUAAGGAGAAGGUUCUCAAGCACAAGAUGGCUGAACAGAUCAAGCGGGAGGUAGCCACAAUGAAGCUCAUACAGCAUCCACAUGUGGUUACAUUGUACGAGGUGAUGGGAAGCAAGACCAAGAUAUUCAUUGUUAUGGAGUUCGUGACCGGAGGAGAGCUUUUUGACAAAAUUGUGAAUCAUGGACGAAUGAGGGAAGAUGAAGCCAGGAGAUACUUCCAGCAACUUAUCAAUGCAGUUGAUUAUUGUCAUAGCAGGGGUGUCUUCCACAGAGAUCUUAAGCCUGAAAACCUGCUAUUAGAUGCCUACGGGAACCUCAAGGUUUCAGAUUUUGGUUUAAGUGCACUAUCACAGCAAGUCAGGGACGAUGGCUUGCUUCAUACAACUUGUGGGACACCAAAUUAUGUAGCUCCUGAGGUUCUUAAUGAUAGAGGAUACGAUGGAGCUACUGCAGAUUUGUGGUCUUGUGGCGUGAUACUCUUUGUAUUGCUAGCAGGGUACUUGCCUUUUGACGACUCUAAUCUCAUGAACCUGUAUAAAAAAAUUUCAGCUGCAGAGUUUACUUGCCCUCCUUGGCUCUCUUUACCUGCCAUGAAAUUGAUUUCUAAAAUUUUGGAUCCAAACCCACUUUCUCGGAUAACAAUACCCGAGAUUUUGGAGGAUGAAUGGUUUAGGAAAAAUUAUCAACCGCCCGUGUUUGAGGAGAAAGAGCAGCAACCCAGCUUGGAUGAUGUUGAAGCUGUAUUUAAGGACUCUGAAUUGAAACAGGAACACCAUGUGACUGAGAAGAAGGAGGAACAGCCGACUUUUAUGAAUGCAUUCGACUUGAUUUCCAUGUCCAAAGGGCUGAAUCUUGAGAAUUUGUUAGAUGCCCAACAGCCGAUGUUCAAAAGGGAAACAAGGUUCACGUCCAGGGGCUCAGCGAAUGAGAUAAUCCACAAGAUUGAAGAAGCAGCGAAGCCUCUCGGUUUUGAUGUCCAGAAGAAAAACUACAAGAUGAGGCUUGAGAAUGUGAAAGCAGGCCGGAAAGGAAAUCUUAACAUCGCGACCGAGAUAUUCCAAGUAUCACCUUCUCUCCACAUGGUGGAAGUGCGGAAAGCCAAAGGCGACACUUUGGAGUUCCAUAAGUUCUACAAGAACCUCUCGACAUCCCUCGAUGAUGUGGUGUGGAAGACCGAGGAAUGAGAAGGACGUGCGAGAAGCGAACUGAAGCGUAUCGAGAGAGCUGUAUAAUCAGUGCUUUUGCCCUUGUCUCCUAGCCUGCCUUUGUACCAAGAGCUAUGCUGUAUCAUCGGUUCUAUAUCUUCAUUCUUUCUUUUUUUUUUUGGCCUCCUUCCCUCUUAUUUGUUCUUGUUCUUUUUGGGGGUUUUUUUUUUUUGUAGAAUUAGCUUUAGCCAAUUUGAGAAGGCUUAGGAACAGCUAUGUUUCUCUUCCUGGGUCUGGCAACAUCAGUGAUUUAACACAGAUGUUGCUUAGCCAACGUUGUAUAUGGGUAAUGUUUCUCGAGUGUUGUAAGUUCUGACAAUCACCAAGUGCAAUUUGAUUCUGCUCAAGAAAGAGAUGGUGAAAAAAUUUGCUAGGAAUUCAAAACAUUUAUCAAGUCAUUUGAUUGUGUUGUCAUGGAUUGAAAGAAUACAUAUCCAUAUGUCUUAUUAUUCGUGACAGGAGACUCUAUUAUCGGAAAAGAGUUUGCGACGGUUCGAUGUCGUCUAGACUAGUCCGAAUUGGUAUAUAGAGCUGGAUAAUCGAAAAAAGAGAUUGAUGACUAAGACAGAAUUAUACGAGUAUUUAGUUUGACUUGGCAUG